Molecule: messenger RNA, 783 nt
Organism: Lachancea thermotolerans CBS 6340
Lineage: Eukaryota; Fungi; Ascomycota; Saccharomycetes; Saccharomycetales; Saccharomycetaceae
Gene: RPN10
Product: proteasome regulatory particle base subunit RPN10
Exons: 1
Coding region: 1-783 (260 amino acids)
Biological process (GO): proteasome-mediated ubiquitin-dependent protein catabolic process
Cellular component (GO): nucleus; proteasome regulatory particle, base subcomplex; cytosol
Molecular function (GO): polyubiquitin modification-dependent protein binding
Source: RefSeq, a predicted model, not a curated record
AUGGUACUGGAAGCUACAGUUUUGAUCGUGGAUAACUCCGAGUUCUCCAGGAAUGGUGACUUCCCAAGAACAAGAUUCGAAGCGCAGAUCGACGCAGUGGAGUUCCUCUUUCAAGCGAAGAGGAACGGUAACCCCGAGAACUCAGUAGGCCUAAUCUCGGCUGCCGGUACAAACCCUCAGGUUCUUUCAACAUUCACGUCGGAGUUUGGCAAAAUUCUGGCGGGAUUGCAUGACACGACUAUCGGGGGCAAAGUCCGACUGAGUACGGCGAUCCAGAUCGCGGCACUUACUCUGAAGCAUCGACAAAACAAAGUACAGCACCAGCGGAUUAUCGUGUUUGUGUGCAGCCCUGUGACGGAUGACAGGGAAGAGCUCAUAAAGCUCGCCAAGAGGCUGAAAAAGAAUAAGAUCGCAGUGGAUGUGGUAAAUUUUGGCGAGACCGCUGCCAACACGGCUAUUUUGGAAGAGUUUGUGCAGGCCGUGAAUAACCCUCAGGAAGAGAGCAGUCACAUCGUCUCGGUGGCUCCGGGCCCAAGGCUGCUCUACGAGCACGUCGCUGCUUCUCCCGUUGUUCUAGAGGAGGGUGCAGAGCCAGGUUUUGGCGGAGCCGGAGCUUCAGGCCUUGGCGGUGAGGAUUUCAUGGACUUUGGAGUUGACCCCUCGAUGGACCCAGAAUUGGCUUUGGCUUUGCGCCUAUCAAUGGAAGAAGAACAAGCUAGGCAGGAGAGGCUUAGACAGGGGCAAGACGGUGGAGCAAAGAAGGAGGAAUCAUCCAGUGGUUAG